UAUGACCUCACGCUUGCAUACCUGCAAGGUGUUCCAAGGGCCUUUGGGGGAAGGCAGGGGACCCAGGAGUCUGGAGAAAGGAGGAAUGGUUAUCUGGUCAAUCAGACCAGGAGCGCGUGAGGCCCUUUGGAUCGGCCGGGUUCGCCACGCCACGCGUUUGUUUUACAGGCCGGGAAACAGGCCCCUGCUUGUGCAUGUCUUAAACCCUGAAUGAUACCGAGGGGGCUUCCUGACAAACAUCCAAACAAGUGGCACUUAAUAAGUGUUUGUUUUAUUUAUCCAGACAGUAUGACGGGGUUUAGAGGUGCGAGCCGGGGAGCGAAACACUCGACAGGUCAAUUGCCCGCCGGCUGGCCUCAGUUUUCUCUUCAGUAAGAUCUCUCAUUCAAGUUCUAAAAGAUCAUUGGUCGAAGAAUCGCACGUGCGCACUGGGACCGGGAGCCCGAGCAUGCCGGGACUUGUGGUUCCCAUAAAAGCUCCUGGCUGGCGCCAGCGCCCGAGAGAGCGCUCUCAGAACUGACAGCAGGGCGGGGCCUCAGGCUGGCCGUCCACUGAGUGAGGCUUAGAGGCGGGACUUGACGUCGACGGAUAGGCCGGCGGGCCUCUUGCCACGUGGGGGCGGGGCCAGGCGGGCCACAGAGCCAUGGGAGGCGGAGGCUGCUGGUGGUGGGGUCGGGCUGCUUGCUUGGCCCGGCGCCCCGGCUUCCGGGGGGCGCUGCUGCUAGCAGCCCCGAGGCGCGGCCGGUCUGGCCGGGGCUCCUUCAGCCCCGGACCUGGGAACCGUGCUGCGGCCUCGCGGCCCCCAGUGUCUGACCUGGACCGGGCGGACGCCUGGCUUCUCCGGAAGGCACAUGAAACGGCCUUCCUCUCCUGGUUCAGAAAUGGCCUCUUGGCCUCGGGCAUUGGAGUCAUCUCCUUCAUGCAGGGCGACAUGGGCCGGGAGGCUGCUUACGGCUUCUUCCUCCUGGGCGGCCUGUGCGUGUUCUACGGCGGCGCCUCGUACGUGGCGGGCCUGGCUUCGCUGCGGCGGCCCAUGAUGCUGUCUCUGGGCGGGGCGCUGCUCGGGGGCGCGGCCGUGGCCUCGGCCGGCCUGCUCUGGGCCUGCGCAGUGGGCCUCUACCUCGGCCAGCUGGAGCUGGAGAUGGAGGGCCAGGACCCGGAGCCGGGGCUGGAGCCCGAAGACGCCGACGACGAGGAGCCGCCGGCCGCCAGGGCCGGCCCCCCGCGGGGCCAGGCCAAGUGAGAGCCAGCACCUCGCCGUAGGGGCUCUGCCUGGUGCUUGGGGCGGGGGCGGGGAAGGAGGCUGGGCAUCCCAUCCCCCCAUCUGUGCCCCAGUCCUCACCACCCCCUCCCCCGUCCCCAAACUACCGGGCAGGGAUACCCCCUCUCCCAGCCUGACCCCACAAUUCCCUCGGGGGCCUUGAGCCGGCCUGAAUUCCUCUAGGAUCCCAGACCCAGGGCUGGAGGAGACCCCAAAGGCCAUCCGGGCCCCUUCCCUGAAUUGAGGGAGGGGGGGCCUGAGGACUUAGGGAUUUGUAGUGUGUGCGAUUUGGAUCCAGGACCUCCCGCAAACAUGGCACUUUUCCCUCUGCUGUUUCCCAGACUGUCCCAGCCUCCCCUCUCCUUGUCCCUCCCCACCUCCAGGCCUCAGUUUCUCUAUCUCACAAAUGAAGGGUAUGGAUGAAA
Monodelphis domestica (gray short-tailed opossum) is the source of this 1686-nucleotide messenger RNA. It is a transcript of the gene TMEM160, whose product is annotated as transmembrane protein 160. The record is from RefSeq and is a predicted model, not a curated record. NCBI's taxonomy places the organism in Eukaryota, Metazoa, Chordata, Mammalia, Didelphimorphia, Didelphidae.